AUGGGGCAGGGGGCCACGGGGCUGGCCGGGGUGCUCAGCCUGGCCGGGGCACUGCCAGCCGGGACCCCGCUGCUGCUGGACGUGGGGCACACGCUCCCUCCCGGGGAGGAUGUUCUGAGCCACGGACGGGGCCUGGAUUGCUGGGAGGUUCGGGAGCACAACAGCUCUGAGUGGUGCCACUUCAUCCGGAGCAACCCCGACUGUCGGCUGGACGGGGGCUUCCUCGACUACCUCGAUGGGGUCUUCUGUGUCUUCCCGCCCCGGCUGCUGCCCCUGGCUGUCACCCUCUAUGCUCUCUGGCUCCUGUACCUGUUCAUCAUCCUCGGUGUGACAGCAGAGAAGUUCUUCUGCCCCAAUUUAUCAGCCAUCUCCACCAACCUGAAGUUGUCCCACAACGUGGCAGCCUUUUCCUUGACGUCCCCUCUCCAUGGUGUCACUUUCCUGGCCUUUGGAAAUGGGGCACCUGAUGUCUUCAGUGCCGUGGUGGCCUUUUCCAACCCCCGGACAGCAGGGCUGGCCAUUGGGGCCAUCUUUGGUGCUGGUGUGUUUGUGACCACGGUGGUGGCUGGGGGCAUCGCCCUGGUCAAGCCCUUCACGGCCGCCUCCAGGCCCUUCCUCAGGGAUGUCAUCUUCUACAUGGUGGCCGUCUUCCUCACCUUCGUGGUCCUCUACUUGGGCAGGAUCAGGCUGGGAGAGGCUCUGGGUUACCUGGGGCUCUACGUGUUCUACGUGCUCACCGUGGUGCUCUGCACCUGGAUCCACCGGUGGCAGCGGGGGGAUGGACUGGCCCCUCCCGGGCCCUGGGAGCCAGAGAUACCGGCAGACGUGGAAGAGCCGGAGCCCUCCAGCACAAACAGUGGGGACUAUGGGGAGGAGUACCGGCCCCUGCUGCCCUCCCAGGAGACCUCCCUGCACAUCCUCACCACGUCCCUGAGCCCCUUGGACCAUCGCAAGUGGAGGAGGAAGCCCUGGUACUGGCGGCUCUUCAAGGCCUUCAAGGUGCCCGUGGAGAUGGUGCUGCUGCUCACCGUUCCUGUUGUGGACCCCGACAAGGAUGACCUGAACUGGAGGAGACCUCUGAACUGCCUGCACAUCCUCACCAGCCCCCUGCUCUGUGUUCUCACCCUGAAGUCAGGCACCUAUGGGCUGUACCAGAUCCAGGGUGUCUUCCCAGUCUGGGGACUGGUCACACUGGUUGGCUCUGCCCUGGCCCUCAUCAUCUUCAUCACCACAAGCAACGAGGAGCCACCCAAAUAUCACUGUGUGUUUGCCUUUCUUGGGUUUUUGGCCAGUGCCAUGUGGAUCAACGCCGCAGCCACAGAGCUGGUGAACAUCCUACGGACUCUGGGUGUCAUCUUCCAGCUCAGCAACACCGUGCUGGGCCUGACACUGCUGGCUUGGGGCAACAGCAUCGGUGACACCUUCUCCGACCUCACCAUGGCGCGCCAGGGCUAUCCCCGCAUGGCCUUCUCCGCCUGCUUCGGGGGCAUCAUCUUCAACAUCCUGGUCGGCGUGGGCCUGGGGUGCCUGCUGCAGCUGACCAGCAGCCAGCCCCUGGUGAAGCUGGAGCCUGACAGUCCCUUGGUGUGGGUGCUGGCCGGGGCGCUGGGGCUGAGCCUGGUGUUCUCCUUCGUGACGGUGCCAGCGCAGUGCUUCCAGCUGGGAAAGGUCUACGGUGUCUGCCUCCUCACCUACUACCUGCUGUUCCUGUGCGUGGCCCUGCUCACAGAGUUCAGGGUGAUCCAUUUCUCCACCCCGUGAGCGGCCCCAGCAGAUCCAGCCCUGGGUCUUGCUCUGCCUCCCCCCCACAUCGGGGUCUCGCCGUCCCCUCCCUGUCCCUGCCAGGGGCACAAGGGCACCUCGACCUCACUGUGCUGCCAGAGGUGCCAGCCCAGCCCCCGGCCCCUGCUGUCCUUUGGGGAAGGAGCUGCCAGUGCCCACAUCCUCUCCUCGCUCCCUUUAAUCUAAUUGAAGGAACUGGGCAGGAGCAACAUGGAAACCUCAGCUGUGUCUGGUGGCAGUGGCAGGGCCGGAGGAUGUGGAAGCUCCAGCUCAGGGGCACAGCAGGAGAGGUUUUACCUCCUCAGCUCCAUGCAGGGACAGAGCUGGGGCAGUUGUGCUGCACAGGGUGACUCUUGCCAAGGCCCAGACACCAUUUGUCCUUGGGAAGGACUGUCCCUGUUGGCACCAUGGGCUGGAACAGCAGACAGGGCACAGCCAGACGGGGUUAAGGGGACACAAUGCUCCAGGGACACACUGGGUUUAGUGCAAGCAAAGCCUGAGGGAAAAAACAAACAAACACCAAACCAAGGGAGGCUGGUUUCCCCUGCUUUUUUUAGUAAUGUUUUUCAACCUGAGUUUCAGAUCCUACUUUUCUCCUCCCUCUUGGGGUGGGCAGAGCUGUAGGAAAGGACUUGGGAGGUUUCCACACACAGUGUUGACCUCUGGCAGGACUAGAUUUAGGCACUGUAAAAAAAAAAAAUGCAAUAAAAAAAGCAACAACAACCCCCAUAAAGCCAACCUUGACUUUUGCCUGUUGCAAGGGCCACUCCUCCUCUGUGCUGGUGUGACACAGCCCUUACUCAGCACGGAGCCUUUGGAGGGGAGAGGGAACAGCCAGGGCUGGGGACCCUGGGAUGCCCAGCAGGGUUUUUCCCCAUGGGAAAAGUGGGUUUUUUUCCUCACUUUGGGGAGGUGUUUUCCAGCCUGAUGUCCCAAGAGCUGUCACAUGCUGUCACAGUGGGAACAACCACUGCUCGGGGCCAGCACGGCUCAUCCCCGGGGAAAGGGAAUCCUGCAGGAUUCUCCCACAGUGCCAGGAGAAUGGAAGGGGUGGGCUGGUGGUUCUGCUCCCAGCUGGAGGGUCCGCAGGGCACAUGCUGGAAAGCACAAUGUCACUCCAGAGGGACAGCCACAUCCCUGCCCCGUGGGAGAGGGGGUGUUGUGCAAACACCACAACUGUCAGACCUCGUUCCUCCUGGGCCUGGACCAUUUCUCCUUUUUCAAACGGAUACCAGCAGCUUCCACAAAAAAAAAAAAAAAUAAAUAAAGAACGCUCCCUUGUGCCUACAGCCAUUGGCUCUGCCCGGACCUUGCUGCCGUAAUGUUUUUCACACAACGCCCAUUUCCUGCCACAAGCAGGGCUAAAGCAAUCGAAACCCUGGCCAACAUCCCAGCACAGAGGUGCAGGGUCACACACCCCUUCUGGCCUCACCACUGCACCAGGGCAGCUUUAAAAAAAUCUAACUUCAAAAGGGUUAUCUUGAUGUUUAGGGAAAGGGGGAAGGUAGGAGGGAAGGCUUUGUAGUGUCCUGGAACAGGAAUGUGGAGCAGCUGAGUAGGGCAUGCAU
Molecule: messenger RNA, 3350 nt
Organism: Cinclus cinclus
Lineage: Eukaryota; Metazoa; Chordata; Aves; Passeriformes; Cinclidae
Gene: SLC8B1
Product: solute carrier family 8 member B1
Exons: 15
Coding region: 1-1761 (586 amino acids)
Biological process (GO): calcium export from the mitochondrion; intracellular calcium ion homeostasis
Cellular component (GO): membrane
Molecular function (GO): calcium:sodium antiporter activity
Source: RefSeq, a predicted model, not a curated record